CCCUUGGAGAUACUCCAAGGGCCUAUUGGAGGAAGCAAAAAUCUCAUCCUCCUCAAAUUUUAAUUUAAGAGCCACGGAGGGGGUUAUCGGAGAUGCUCUGAUAGAUUAGGACAGCAGUGAACUUUACUGAAACACCAGUGCAAGUGUUUUAGUAGUUUGAGUAAAAAGUGAAGUACACACAAAAUGGCCGGAGAUAAGACUGUGUGCGUCACCGGCGGCAGCGGCUUCAUCGGCGCGUGGCUUGUACGUCUUCUCCUCGACCGGGGCUACUCCGUCCAUGCCACCGUUCAAAAUCUCCAUGAUGAGAAUGAAACAAAGCACUUGGAAGACCUAGAAGAACACAAAUCGAAUCGUCUUCGGCUCUUCCAGAUCGAUCUUCUCGAUUAUGAUUCGAUUCUUAAGGCGAUCACUGGUGUUUCCGGUGUCUUUCACCUUGCUUCUCCUUGCACUGUCGAUAAAAUCCUUGAUCCCGAGAAGGAGGUAUUGGGACCGGCAAUCAAAGGGACGAAUAAUGUGCUUGUGGCUGCUAAGGAGCUUGGAGUUAAGCGUGUGGUGAUUACUUCGUCCAUUUCGGCGAUUGUACCCAGUCGUCAUUGGCCAGCUGAUGUGGUUAAGAAUGAGGACUGCUGGACCGAUGUUGAGUAUUGUAAGCAGAAGGAGUUAUGGUAUCCAGCGUCAAAGACACUUGCUGAGAAAGCUGCCUGGGAAUUUGCCAAGGAAAAAGGUUUGGAAGUGGUCGUAGUAAAUCCUGGAACUGUGAUGGGCCCCGUUCUCCCUCCAACUCUUAAUGCAAGCAUGUUAAUGCUACUUCGCCUUUUCCAGGGUUGUACAGAAACUUAUGAAGACUUCUUCAUGGGAUCAGUUCAUGUCAAAGACGUGGCCCUAGCUCAUAUACUAGUUUAUGAAAACCCAGCAGCGACUGGAAGGCAUUUGUGUGUCGAAGCCAUCUCUCAUUAUGGCGACUUUGCAGCAAAGGUUGCAGAACUAUAUCCUGAACAUCAGUUUCCCAGCAUACCAAGGGAUACCCAACCCGGGUUGUUGAGAUCGAAGGAUGGAGCGAAGAAGCUGAUGGACUUGGGUAUGCAGUUUAUUUCGAUGGAGCAGAUUAUCAAGGAUUCCGUAGAGAGCUUGAAGAGCAAAGGGUUUCUGUCCUGAAAGUAAGCGUUACAUUGCGCUGUUAUGGUCAUAGUGUCUCGACAGUGAUCUCUAGACUGUACAAUAGAUAUGUCCAAUUUUUCUAAUGUAAUUUUGAUUUCUGUGUUAGCGGGUCACUUGUCAAUGUAGGUGUAUGUACUGUCAUUUAGAACAUUGAACAUCUCAGUGAUCUCCAUUUCAGUGAAGUGAUCAAGAGCAAUCCUAUGAAGAUAUUUUGAUUAAUAUAAAAAAGAUAGGUCCUGU
This is a messenger RNA of Daucus carota subsp. sativus, 1398 nucleotides long. RefSeq names its product cinnamoyl-CoA reductase 2. The coding region runs from base 184 to 1155 and encodes 323 amino acids. NCBI's taxonomy places the organism in Eukaryota, Viridiplantae, Streptophyta, Magnoliopsida, Apiales, Apiaceae. The record is from RefSeq and is a predicted model, not a curated record. The transcript is spliced from 6 exons. Gene Ontology annotation, molecular function: oxidoreductase activity, acting on the CH-OH group of donors, NAD or NADP as acceptor.